This is a messenger RNA of Linepithema humile (Argentine ant), 2436 nucleotides long. The record is from RefSeq and is a predicted model, not a curated record. Lineage: Eukaryota; Metazoa; Arthropoda; Insecta; Hymenoptera; Formicidae.
UGCCUGCCCGACGAUACGGUCGCUUCGUUGGGGUGUCGCGGCGAUCCUGUUUUUUUUCUUUGCAACUGAACUCGCGGGAUACCGCAGAACACCGGUCUCCCCUCGCUCUUCCCCCCUUCGGGCGCAUUCGGCGACGGUGUGGAUCCGUCGGAUCGCGUCUUAUCGGGGAAAGAAAGCGGGCGCGCGCUGUCGGUGCCAAGACAAUACCGGGGAAAGCACGUGCAACCGUGCGAAAGGGAGCCGAGAAGCGCGCUCGAGGGGUUGCACGCAUCCCUACUCUUCUCUUGGAAAGCUGCCGACAAGUAACAGAGCACACGGCAACAAUCUGAAGGCUCCCAUGUCGUAUUAAGGACGAGUGACGACUAUUAAAGGCGGGUCGCAGGAGAUGCUUUCGCGGCUGGAAAGGGAGCCGCAUGGCUUCAGCUUUCGCCACCAAUCAAGAUUUUGCGGCUGUGAAGACGUAAUAGGAUUGUUGUGAGCCGAGGUCGGCGGUCGUGAAAAUCAGCAACGGGGACCACGAGUCUUUAUGCAAGCACCGGUCAGCAGGAAGUGACGAAAGGCGCAACUUAGGUAUUCUCUAUUUGUUCCGCUGAGAAUAGCCGAGAUCGAGAGCCGUCAAGAUGUUGCGCAACAAUGUAAUAACGUCUUUAAUGAAGAAGAUGGUAACGACGCAACCGGAAGCCGGUGCAUCGGGGUCAGUUACACCAGAGGAAAGUGGAAAAACUUUAAGCAAAUUGUGGCAGCUGGGCAACAUCAUAGCUACGGGAAACGUAACGAAGCCGGCCAAGGUCACCCCGGUGGAGGACAUUCAGCCUAAAGAGGAGACUUCGACGAUUGAAUCUCUGAAACCAAAGUCGGAAACCGGCGUCAAGACAAGCAGCGGAGAUGACUGCAGGGUAUGCCGGAAAUCGUUCUGCCCCGAGGAAGUCUCGCGAACUUGUUGCGAGUGUCAACACAAGGUCUGCGAGGAUUGCGCCUCGUAUUCCACGACAACGAAUUCCGAUGAUCCGUCUUCCUGGCGAUGUAGCGUCUGUCGUCGAAAGAUUGCCUCGAGGGACCAGCCGAUUAUGACACAGGAAUCUACAGAUUCGCUGCUGGACGUGCCAAUUCUGGAGGCUCUCCAGAGGAGGCACAGUGACGCACGGCUCGGUCCCACUGGAAGUCAAAUAGGCACGCUCGGAAGCGGACUGGCACCACCACGGAGUCCGGAAAUCCGAAGGCAUUCCGACGUUUCGCCGGCUAGUCUCAAGGAACUAGAGAAGUUUCGAAAGGUUGCAGGGGAGCGCCAGAGAGAGGAGCUCAGAUGGGAACGCGAUCUGGACAGGAAGAGCAAGUCAAGAGGCGGCUCGCCCGAUCGCCAUCAGGCCGCCGACAGGGGAAGAGCGACUAGCCCUCAGAGGGUCGUCAUGCCGGCUCAGACGGGCGUAAUCGAGCAAGAAACUGGCGAUUUGGAUGACGAAGAGGAACGUCGGCGUCGUGCUCGCCGUGGAGGCGGCACGAUUCGCCGUAAAUCUCGCGUGACAAGGCAAAGGUCCUACGACGAUGAAAUCAAAACGGCAGCCGCGAUGGGUGGCGGUGGCGCACAGCCCACACAUCCUGAUACCGGUCUAGGACUUCCGGUCCAGUUACCGAGACGAGCAUCUGCCUAUGACGUUUACGCCGCCCCCGGAAGCAGUGGCCUCAACGCAAUGGCCAUUGCUGCUGCCCAGCAAAGAGCCUCCAUCUCAGCACAAGGCGCUCGAGAACCUGAAGAGCGACCCGUAACGCGCAGGUCUUCCUUCCGCGCCGUAAAACCGAUGCCCUACGAGGUUGCGGCCGACGAUGAGAAAAUGAUUAAGCUGGACUCGUCAUCCGCACCUGUGGUGACACCGCCUGUGCCCCAACCCGUUCUCAUACCCGACGAGGAAAGACGCAAUCGACGAAGAGGCUCUCAAUUACCCGAUAUAAAUGCGAUAAGGGCACUGACAUCGGCCCAACCAGGAGCAGUGAAAGCCGCCCCUCCGACGGUUGUUAGCAGGGUCGCGGCUGAGGAACGAGAAUUGCCUAGGCAGGGCAGUCUGGUCGACGGGGAGGGCAUCAAAAUCGUCAUUCAUGACGUCGACAGUGAUCUUGCUCCACGGAUGAAUGCAAAGAGAAGGGUAAAGCUGAGGAGAGACCCGGUCAUGGAUAAAGGACACAGAACGCGCGGAUUUGGUAUGAGGGUGGUGGGCGGCAAGACCGGGUCGGACGGGCGCACCUUCGCGUGCAUCGUAUGGACCGUGCCGGGUGGCUCCGCUGAGAAAGCCGGCUUACAGCAAGGAGACAAGGUACGUUCACGUUAUACAUAUUUUAUACAUUUUGUAAAAUGUUAAUUACGACAUAAUUAUUUUUCAAAUGUAACUCACAUAUUUGUGUGUGAAUCAUUUAACAUCAUAAUAUGUUGCUAUUAUCUAUACA